GGAGGGAGAAGAUGGAAUAGAGGCCUUAAAAUUAAUCCACUCUGAGCAAGAAAGAGGUGCCCUAUCCACCGAAAAACAUAAUUGUAUUUUGCAAACUCUAAGCUCUCCUGAUUCAAAAAAGGAAUCCUCCACUAACUCACCAACAAGAGAGCUCUAUAAUCACAGUGACAUUCUGAAAGAAGACCUUGAAGCCUGUGGAACAGCUGUCCUUCACCAGCCUCCGAGACUCUUACCUGGAGGUGGCAGCCAUGAAAAGCAAGUCAGAUCUGAACAAGCGUCAGCCUCAGGCUUGUUGAGGGCACAGUUGGGUCAGCACAUGGCCACCUUGAAAGAACGUGAUAAUUCUAUCACAGAAGAGGUAGCUAAGAAGUCUGAAGUUUUCCUAGUCACAAACGUGGACCAGAGGACAGGGUUGGCUGUGAUAAAAUCUGUGCCCACCUCCCUGCCCAGGACACAUGAGGCGAUAUGGGCAGCAGCGUUAUUGAAAAAAGCCCCUACAGAAGAGUGUGACGAUAGUUCGGCCGUUCACAGUAAUGAAUCAUCUUGCAGCUUGCCAUCUAUUCUGAAUGACAGUAGUGGAAUAAAGGAAGCGAAACCCACUCUAUGGCUCAACAGUGUUCUUACAAGGGAACAAGACGUUUCAAGUGGCUGCGGAGACGAGAGCAAGGAAGAGAGCAUGGCAGCAAAGAUUCCAAUCACAGAAACAAAAGCCUACCAGUUGCUGAAGUGGUCUACCCUUCAGGAUAAUACAAAUCAAACUGAAGACAGGUUCCAAAAGGCAGAUGCUUCUGCAUCACAACUGUCAGGUGACUGCCAGUUAAGAAUCAGACUUGAAGCAGAAACAUCCAAGGCUGAAGUCACCCAGGGGGCAGAGGUCAAGGAUUGCCCUGCACGCUGAUAGCAUCAUGGGAACAGUCUGGUUCCCCUGG
Diceros bicornis minor is the source of this 929-nucleotide messenger RNA. Its product is annotated as centrosomal protein kizuna-like. The transcript is spliced from 8 exons. The coding region runs from base 317 to 898 and encodes 193 amino acids. Lineage: Eukaryota; Metazoa; Chordata; Mammalia; Perissodactyla; Rhinocerotidae. The record is from RefSeq and is a predicted model, not a curated record. Gene Ontology annotation, biological process: spindle organization. Gene Ontology annotation, cellular component: centrosome.